Molecule: messenger RNA, 591 nt
Organism: Symbiodinium sp. CCMP2592
Lineage: Eukaryota; Dinophyceae; Suessiales; Symbiodiniaceae
Source: the annotation of a GenBank genome assembly
AUGGCUUCCUGGUUGACACCUGCCUUUCAUGCGGAGGGUGGCAUGCCGCUGAUUCAUCCAUGGAUGGCACCGGACCUGUGCGAACGCGGGCCCAAUGUGCAGCAGCAACGGGCAGUUGAUCGCAUCAAGGAACAGCAUGGAUAUUCUCGCUUAGAGGAGGAUGGAUGCAAAGACGUCGAGAACAAAGAAGCAGAUAAAGUGGAACAUUGGACCAACGCUGAGUUGGGGAAGAUGGUGGAGGACUUGACCGGUCGGCGGCCACCACCGCGCACCUCCAAGACCACCUUGGUGAGUCGUAUCGAGCGAGCGAGUUUGGGGGACAUGCGCAAGUCCAAAACGGCGCAGGUCUGUGAGAAGGCUCCAAAACGAGGUUGCCGUGCCACCAUCUCGAAGGGGCAACUGGCGCAGAUGAGAUCCGUCUUGAAGUCGGAGGCUUCUGCGCUCGCGCUGCGCCACAGCCACAAGGACCUCGAGAAGAUGUGGAACCGCAUGGGGAUGAUUGCCAUGUAUCCCAAAAUGACGGGCAAGGAGACUGUGAUCUCAAGAAUGAAGGCCUUUGCCACUCGAAACAUCGAACACCAUGGCCUAUAG